CUAUUUGAACCUGGACGCGGGGAAAGGCUCCCAGGACAAUAUCCUGCUGGAAUCCCGGUUUGGGUCUCCGUGCGCCAUGGAGGGCGAGGUCUCAGGGGAUGACGUGCUGAUGCAGAAGCUCAAGAAAAGCCGCCACCGCUUCCAGAGGCACAUGCAACAGCUGCUGGAGAAGUACAACCAACCCUUCGAGGAUGCCCCGGUGGUGCAAAUGUCCACGCUGACCUACGAGACUCCCCAGGGAUUGAGAAUUUGGGGUGGAGGACUAGAAAAGGAGAAAAGCAAAGGACAAAUCCAGGUAUUUAAUGGCUCCCCGGAGCACACAGUCGGCAGGAAAGAUGGCACCGUGCAAGCCACAGCUGGAGGUGACGAACUGCCCGUGCCCUACACACAGGACCUGGGAGAGGAUUCAAAAAGCAGUGAUGUUGAUGCAACUUUAUACCAGGAAGAUCUGGCUGCUGGGGCCUUAAUGCCUGCAGUGCCUUGGAGCCCUUUGAAAGAUGAGUUAAGAAGGAAAUACUUGACCCAAGUGGACAUACUGCUACAAGAUAAAGGAUGUGCAGAGUGUGAUCAUGGAGACGGAAACGACACAUGUGUGACCCUGGUCCCUUCGCUGGCCUCACCUCCCAGGCCUGCCCAUGGAUACUGUGGCCAUGUCUCUGAAGACAGUCCUUUUGAGCCAGCUGCAUCUUCACACCUUUGCUCCCCAGACACAGUCAUAGUGCCCAGAAAUGACAGUGUCUCAUUGCAAGAGACCAGUGGUCACAGCUUCUUGAGCAGCCAGUCCUUUGUGGCUGGUGACAUUUGCAACGUGACCAUCAGCGACCUGUAUGCGGGCAUGCUGCACUCGAUGAGCCGGCUGCUGAGCUCAAAGCCCUCGUGUGUCAUCUCCACCAAAACCUUCAUUGUUCGAAACUGGAGCUCUCGGAGGAGACACGGGUGCAAGAGCAGAAUGAACAGAACAUAUUGCAGAGGCGGCAGGCACGCACGGAGGGACUCCCAGGCAACACUCGUGCCCUGCUCUGAGCCUGUGAAAGAGGUGGGGGUUUUAAGAGAGAGCCAGAACUUCCGAGAUCUUUCUGGCCAGAAGGCAGGAUUGAAAUUGGAAAAAGCUUUUCCUGAAGUAAACAAACUCCAAAUCUCAAAGGAGCUUAAGGGAACACCCCGGAAGUUGUCUUCAUUAACUUAUGUGGACUCUAGUGUAACACCUCGUCUUGAUCGGGAAAAUAGAUUAAUGACAUUAAAGUGGUUAAUUUCUCCUGUAAAAGUAGUUUCCAGAUCAAGAAUGCUGCAGGGCGAGGGAGGGAAUCAUUACAGGGCGUUCGAUAGCAAAUUUAAGAAACUUCACCAGGAAUAUUGCCAAAGCCCCAGGAAGCAGCUAGCCCUGCCCUACCUCCCCAGCUCCUCCUCCUUUGGGGUGGAUGUGCUCAGAAGUGGUCUAGCAAGCCCCAGGAGCCCCCAGGGCUUAGAAACCCACCGGCCAAGUAGACCUCUCAGCAAAGCAAAAGUGAAGAGUCUGAAUGAGGCUUUUAAAAACCUGGGCAGACAGGCUAUCGACACAGGAAUAUGCCUGCCCCAAAGUGACUCAUCUGCAUCAUUUUCGAAGACCGACCCCACAUGGAGCCCAAGCUGCUCUGACCCCACCGCUGAUCUUUUCCGAGAAAAUCCUCUUGGAAUACUUAGGAAGCCAGUGGCACUCAGCAAAGCUAUUUCAGUACCCGGGGUACAUCCUCUAGGCUCUGCAAAAGAUCGUUAUGAUGGAAUCAAGGAGAAAUUUGACCAGCUGCAUCAGCAGUAUUGCCAAAAAUCACCUCAGCGGGCGAAGGUGCCUUUUUGUGCUGAAGCAUCUCCAGAUGAAGCAAGUGUGAAAGUUCAGAAUCAGACAGAAGCCUUCUUUAAAAAAUUAGAUCCAGACUCUGGCUUACUGGGACCCCGAAAGUUGUCACCAUCACUGCAGCGGAGCAUCAGAAGUUCACGGGACUCGACCACAGUUGAGCUCCAUCCAUCUCCGUGGUUCGAGCUGGCCGCCAGCUGUGGGCCUCAGCCCCAGGCGAAAAGACGCCGCUUAUCAGACCCUCAGGUGUGUGGAAGGUGGGCAGAGUCCCAGGAUCCCUCUCGCAUGGUGGGCCCGGCCUUCCUGAGGCCAGGGGAAGAGGUCUGCUCUUCCCCCGACUGGAAAGGGAAGAGGAAAGAGCACAUCUUUCAGGAUGGAAGAUAAGUGAUUUUGUGUUAGAAAACUAGAAGCUGAAAAUCUACAAUCAAGUUUUUUAGGGCAUUGUCCCACUGCCCCUUUAUUCUGUUUGUGUGUUUGUGCGUGUUUUUUUUUAAUUCUCAAGACUUAGAAAUUGCUUCAGUUAUCUCCCCUUCAAAGCAGAUUUCAAUGAAAUUGGUUUCAUUGACAUGACUGACAGGUUCUUGGUGUAGAAAUUAUUGGAAUAAGGUUGCUCAAUGAAAAGUAUUAAUGGUA
Molecule: messenger RNA, 2464 nt
Organism: Myotis daubentonii (Daubenton's bat)
Lineage: Eukaryota; Metazoa; Chordata; Mammalia; Chiroptera; Vespertilionidae
Gene: HJURP
Product: Holliday junction recognition protein
Biological process (GO): CENP-A containing chromatin assembly
Cellular component (GO): nucleus; chromosome, centromeric region
Molecular function (GO): histone binding
Source: RefSeq, a predicted model, not a curated record